Hyaena hyaena (striped hyena) is the source of this 1476-nucleotide messenger RNA. It is a transcript of the gene RASL11A, whose product is annotated as RAS like family 11 member A. The record is from RefSeq and is a predicted model, not a curated record. NCBI's taxonomy places the organism in Eukaryota, Metazoa, Chordata, Mammalia, Carnivora, Hyaenidae. Gene Ontology annotation, molecular function: GTP binding; GTPase activity. The transcript has 4 exons. The coding region runs from base 82 to 795 and encodes 237 amino acids.
CCCGCGCACCCCGCCGCGGCCGAGUCCCCGCGUGCUCUGCUCCGGCCCGGGCCGCCCGCGCUCUCCGUGCGGCCGCGCGCCAUGUCCGGGCACUGCCUGCUCGCGCCCAUCCCCGAGUCCUCGUCCGACUGCCUCCUGCCCAAGGACAUCAAGCUGGCCGUGCUGGGCGCCGGCCGCGUGGGCAAGAGCGCAAUGAUUGUGCGCUUCCUGACCAAGAGAUUCAUUGGCGAUUAUGAGCCGAAUACAGGCAAGUUGUAUUCACGGCUGGUCUACGUAGAGGGGGACCAGCUCUCCUUGCAGAUUCAGGACACCCCCGGGGGCAUCCAGGUCCAUGACACCCUGGGCCAGGUGGUCGAUCCGCUGUCCAAGUGCGUGCAGUGGGCAGAGGGCUUUCUGCUGGUCUACUCCAUCACAGACUACGACAGCUAUCAGUCCAUCCGCCCCCUUUACCAGCACAUCCGGAAGGUCCACCCCGACUCCAAGGUCCCUGUGGUCAUCGUGGGCAAUAAGGGGGACCUGCUGUACGCCCGGCAGGUGCAGACGCGCGAUGGCGUUCAGCUAGCCCACGAGCUGGGCAGCCUGUUCCUUGAAAUUUCCACCAGUGAAAACUACGAGGACGUGUGUUGUGUGUUCCAGCAUCUCUGCAAGGAAGUCAGCAAGCUGCAGGGCGGCGGCGGGGAGAGGCGCAGAGCCUCCCUCAUUCCCCGGCCGCGCUCCCCCAACAUGCAGGACCUCAAGAGGCGCUUCAAGCAGGCUCUGUCUUCCAAAGUCAAAGCCGCCCCUGCCCUGGGGUGAACCCGGCUCCCCCAGACGCGCCUCCUUUUUAUCGUGUGUUUGUGCAGCCGGAAAGACUGGGGGGAAUCUCCCUUUUUAAUCCCACAAAGUUUAUUUUUAUACAAACUCUUGGUUUUCAGGCGUAUGUGUAUUUCUGAAAAUUCAAACAGGGAUUGCCUAAGAAGUUGGAUAGUUGUUUUUUUUUUUAUUAAAAGGAUUUUUUUUUUACUCUAACUGCUAGCCACUUUUCCAUUAAAGGCGAAAUGGCAACAUGGCUCCUUGCUUUUUAAAAUGUCUUUUUAUAGAAGUCAUACUUGCACUAGAGCCCAGAACGGCUCCACGCUUGCCCUUGGUCUGAACUCCUGUUGGUUUCUUUCGGGAAGGGGGUUGAUGCGGAGGGAGUCUGUUAUGGGAGAGAGGAAAGAAUGUGGAGGAAGAAAGCUUUGAGCGACUGCAGGAUGUCUUUAAUUAGGGUGCUUUGCCACAGGCAUGAAAUUGAUACCAUGUGAUUUUCAAGGAAAGGGGUUCGUUGUAUGCUGGUGCUAGAAAAUUACAAACAUGAGUUAACAGUUUUAUGUGUUGGUGCAAAUGGAAGUUUAUCCUCUCCACCCGUUCUAAAACACAAAAAUGCCUCACAUUAGGGGCGCCCUGGCGGCUCAGUUGGUUGAGUGUCUGACUUCGGCUCAGAUCAUGAUCUCCCGG